AUGGCUGAUCCAACCAACACAAACGUCAAUGAACAUUUCCCCAGCGUGGCUUUAGAAAACAGCAGGAAGUCUGCAGAAUUCGAGAGAAGCCCAGGCGCAGCUGAUUUCUCAACGAACGGUAAUGAUUCCGAUAAGAGUGUCGAUUAUAGCAGAUCUCAGUGUUCCUGCAGGAGCUUAAGUUCUCACCGUGAUUAUUCAGAAGACUUUAUCUCAGAUUGUUCAGAAAUAGCCAUUAGUAGAAAUUAUUUAAAGCAGCCUGUGGCAAAAGAAAAGGAGAAGAAAAAGCAUGUUUCUAAAGUCUCCCAGCCUAAAGGCCAGAAGGAAAUCUCAGUUGAAAAAAAGCACAUCAGGAAUGCCUCAUUUGUAAAUUCUCAAAUCAGUGCAAUUAACCAAAGAAGAGAUGCUAUGACUCAUCGAAUACUCUCAGCAAGGCUUCAUAAGAUUAAAGAGCUAAAAAAUGAAUUAGCUGAGAUACAUCGUAAAUCAGAAGCCAUCAUCAUAGAAAACCAAUUUUUGAAACAACUUCAGCUUAGGCAUGUGAAAGCUAUAGGAAAGUAUGAGAACUCAAAAACUAAUCUGCCUCAAAUUAUCAUUAACCAUCAGAAUGAAGUAAAAAAUCUAAGGCAACUACUUAGGAAAUCCCAGGAAAAGGAAAGAACUGUAUCUAGAAAACUUAGAGAGACUGACAGCGACUUACUGAGGACUAAAGAUGCCUUGCAGGCACUACAGAAGCUUUCUGAAGACAAAAACCUGGCAGAAAGGGAUGAACUCACUCAAAGAUUAUCUGUUCUUACCACAAAAAUGGAGGCAAAUGACAAAAAAAUACAGAGCUUGGAAAAACAACUGAGGUUGAACAGUAGAGCCUUUAGCAGGCAGUUGGCUAUCGAGAAUCGGAAGAUCAUAGGAGCUCAGACAGCUACCAAGACUCUGCAAGUGGAAGUGAAACGCCUCCAACAAAAACUUAAGGAGAAGGAUCGUGAGCUUGAGAUUAAAAACAUCUAUACUAAUCGAAUACUCAAAAAUUUAUAUGAUAAAGAAGAUUAUCCAAAAGUUUCUUCAACAAAAUCAGUACAAGCAGACAGAAAAAUUUUGUCAUUUACAAAUAUGAGACACCAGGAAACCCAAAAAUCAGAUGAUGUCCCAUGUUUGACAACUAAGGGUAAAAAGGCAACUGGAAACAUUGGUUAUAAAGAAAAAUCAACUGAAAUAAAUCAUGAAAAAUCUCUCCAUAUCAGUAAACUACUAAAGCAAGAGGAUUCUAAGAGAAAAUAUGAAGAUUUAUCAAAGGAGGAAGAACAUUUGAAAGUACAAUUAACUCUGGAGAAUACUGAAAGACAGAAAGAGAAAAAGGUAGAUCAAGAAAAGGCCAUUUUAAUGAAUGAACAAGAACUACCACCAAAAAGAAUUCAAGUAAUUGAUCCUGAAACAGAAAGCAAUCAGGAAGAUACAGCAAAAGAAAAAAUUAAAAGAAGUGUACAAAUAAAUGAUGUGAAUGAGACACCCGAUAAAUAUGCUGUUCCAUGUGUCAAAACACCCUUCAGACAAAGAAAGCAUUAUUCAUUCACAACAACAAUUGAAAACUUGCACCAUGGGCUCCCUACUUCAGGUGUGCCAGCCAACACAGGCAACACAAGGGUCAGUAACAAUACAAGCAAACAUCGCAGUCAAACAGAAGAUAUGAAGCAAGAACAUUCUGUUAGCGGGUAUGAACCAUCUUUUAGUAAGUCUUCCAGAAUCAAAGCAAAAGAUACAACUUUCAGAGAUAAGAAAAGCAGUCUAAUGGAAGAACUCUUUGGAUCAGGCUAUGUCUUAAAAAACAACCAAUCAAGUCCUGUUGUUAUGAAAAGAUCUGAUCAGACUUUGAAAAGUAAGGAAACGCACCAUCUACCUCCUAGUCGAGCCUCCGCCAGCAAUGCUUUUGGAGAUUCUAAAGUAACCGUGGUAAAUUCUAUUAAGUCAUCUUCACCUACAGAAGGAAAAAGAAAAAUAAUUAUUUAA
Otolemur garnettii (small-eared galago) is the source of this 1998-nucleotide messenger RNA. It is a transcript of the gene LCA5L, whose product is annotated as LCA5L, lebercilin like. Bases 1 to 1998 code for a protein of 665 amino acids. Gene Ontology annotation, cellular component: axoneme. Gene Ontology annotation, biological process: intraciliary transport. The transcript is spliced from 7 exons. The record is from RefSeq and is a predicted model, not a curated record. NCBI's taxonomy places the organism in Eukaryota, Metazoa, Chordata, Mammalia, Primates, Galagidae.